Molecule: messenger RNA, 966 nt
Organism: Cydia pomonella (codling moth)
Lineage: Eukaryota; Metazoa; Arthropoda; Insecta; Lepidoptera; Tortricidae
Product: dynein axonemal light chain 1-like
Exons: 5
Coding region: 243-800 (185 amino acids)
Cellular component (GO): cytoplasm
Molecular function (GO): protein kinase binding
Source: RefSeq, a predicted model, not a curated record
UAACAAGUGAUAUUGUAUACAACCACAAUAAUUAGGUUUUACAUUAAAAUGAUAAUACAUUUCAAUCGAUUUUUGGUUCAAAUUCUUAUACUACAUGUAAACAAAUACCUAAAUAUAAAACUAACUAAUAAAAAUUCGAAAGAGUUCUCAUUGUUUAUUAAACGUCAUUCGUAGAUUGUCAAAGGAAACAUAACUACUAAUUUAAUAAUUCUACUUCUACUCAGUUAAGUUACACUCUGAAAAUGGCUUUAAAACCAACUUCAUGUAAGGAAGCUAUCGCGCGGUGGGAGAAGGCAAAGGAGGAAGUGGCCGCAGAAGCCACGGUGAUAGAGCUCCAGUUCCAGUGGCCACCCAUUGAGAAGAUGGACGGAGUUCUCUCCACACUAGUCGCUUGCGAGAAACUGAGUUUAUCGUCCAAUAUGAUCGACAAAAUAGCUGGUAUCGCAGGUAUGAAGAAUUUGAAGAUACUGUCCUUGGGCAGGAACAACAUUAAAUCUUUGGCAGGAAUUGAGACAGUCGCCGAUACACUGGAAGAGCUAUGGAUGAGCUACAACCCCAUAGACAAGCUGAAAGGCAUAGGAGCGAUGAAGGUCUUACGUGUAUUCUAUUUGUCAAACGCGCUCAUCAAGGAAUGGGUUGAAUUUAACCGUUUGCAGGAGUGUCCAGCCUUGAGAGACCUGGUGUUAAGUGGGAACCCUCUAUGCGACAGUCAGCCCGACGUUGACACCUGGAGAGCCCAAGCCGCCAACCGUCUCCAGCAGAUCACCAAACUCGACGGCAUUCCCGUCAUAAGAGAGUAACGCUCAUCUUAGAAUAAGCCAGGUGUUUCCAACGGUUCCAUAUCAGAAUCUAUCCCCCUUUGUUGGGAACUCCUGCAAUAAGCUCACGAGGUACGGUCGUUAAUUUAACUUAAAUAACAUACUAAUCUAUUACCUUAUUUUUAAUAUACCAUAUACUAAUAUAAAA